AAGAAGGAAACAAACAUCCAUCCAGAAGGAGCAGGAGACGGAGAGAGAAAGAAAGCGAUCGAGGAGGGAGCGCGAGGCGAGGAAGGGAGACUCAUCGGAACCAGUCUGACCCGGAGGACACGCUCACGAUCAGACCCGAGAAGGAAGGUUGCCAGGACCGUGACAUCCCCCCGUUUCAGAAAAAAAGCGUCCAGUUUUCUCUUUCGUCUUGUCGGAAACUACGAUUGUCAGCAGCAAUGGCUCAAGAGACCAACCAGAGCCCAGUGCCCAUGCUCUGUGCCACCGGCUGUGGUUUCUAUGGCAACCCUAGGACCAAUGGAAUGUGCUCUGUGUGCUACAAGGAACACCUGACGCGACAGCAGAGCAGUGAUCGGAUGAGUCCCCUCAGCCCCAUGGGUUCAGCUGGUAGUCCUACCUCAGAAGCCUCUGCCAUCCAGAGACUAGAAGCCAGUCUAGCCAAGGUUGAUGCCUCCCCUGCCUCUUCACCAGAUAUGUCUAGAAAUGUUCAAGGAUCUCUUCCCGUGACUCAACAAAUGACGGAGAUGAGCAUCUCGAGAGAGGAGAAACCUGAACCCUUAGAGCCUGUUGUAAACCAGCCUGCUGCUUCGAGUCCCGCCCCUGUAGCUUCAUCCAGCAGCGACGAAAGUAAAGGCGACACCCCAAAGCAGAAGAAAAACAGGUGCUUCAUGUGCCGCAAGAGAGUUGGCCUUACUGGAUUCGACUGUCGCUGUGGCAACCUCUUCUGUGGCAUCCAUAGGUACUCAGACAAGCACAACUGUCCCUAUGACUACAAGGCCGAGGCCGCCGCCAAGAUCCGUAAGGAGAACCCUGUGGUGGUGGCCGACAAGAUCCAGAGAAUAUAGGUAUAACCAACGCCAACAGUGGAAAUAUCGGUGAUGAUGACGACAACGACACCUUUUUGAAAAGACUGGAGUAUAUCGCAUUUUAACCUGGCGGCGCAGCCAAGUGACGAUUGGAAAAGGACUUGAUGAAUGAAACAGCAACCUCAAGAAGAAAAAAAAGAAGAGAUCAUGUUGGAGGAAGAUGCAUGAAUGAUCACUUUUCUCCCCUUUUUUUGAUUAAUCCAUUAGUUUGUUUUACUCUACUUUUGUGUGAAUUCCGCUGUUGAGUCCUUUAUUUUCUAAUACAUAUUGUCUUAUUCAGAGCAGCCCAGCGUAGCUGUCCAAGAUAUUCUGUGCUCCUCUCACCUAAACCAUGCGCCGAUCUGUGCCAAACCAUAGACAGCCGUGUUGCUCAGACCUUAGGUUGUGUCGUCAGAUUUGGGCACGUCUUGCGUACCACACAGUCCAGAUUUCUUGUUCACUGGAGUCCACCAACAGUUAGAGAGCUGUGCAACUGUCCCACAAUAUGCACAAGGGGCUUUGCUACUUUGUCUCUGUCUUCCCUGGCUUUACCUACCUCACAGCUGCUGUGUUUGCUCCGUGUCGUCUUCCCGUUUGUUUCGUUGUCAUCUGCAAUGAGCGUGACAAAGCAGUGCGUCAUCUUCAUGUGCAGCCUCGGUGACCCCUCUGAUCAGCAUGCCCGUGUUGACUGAAUGGUUUGAUUGUGACGAGGCUUUAUUUUUCCGUUAAAACGUAGGAGGUAUCGUGCGAGACAGGGACAAAAUCAGUUACUCCGUGAUUCACUGAAUCUAGACUCUAACAUGGACCUGAGUGAAUGAGCUUCUGGGUGUGCCGGCGAUGUGGCCUGCAACAACGGACACGUGUGCACAAAAGUCUGGCAGGUCAACAUCUGCCCAUCGGUGAGGAAUAAUGAAUUGCUCUUCGCCUACAUUUGUUUUCUCACACACACACAUUUGACAUCUCUCCACCAAGAUUUGAUUUGCUAAGAGACAAUUAUUUCUUUUCGUUCCGUUUCUGUUGAUAUUGUACUGAUGUUAGCGCAUGUAUUCAGUGCAUCUGUGGAAAUAGGGUAUGUGAACCAUGUUUUAUUUUUUAAUGCGCUAACAGAAUGUUUAUGUGAGCACAGUGUGUGUGUAUGUGAGUGUGUGUCGUUCUCACCCGUUUUCGCCCGGUUUAUCAGCACAUGUUUACAAAACUACAGGAGCAUGCCAGAGCUAGAUUUUUGAAGAAAAAAAAAAAUAGAUGCAAAGUUACGAAUCUCAUUUUGUUUAACCGCUAUUGGUGUGAUGGCUAUAGAGCACCGCGUGUGCGUAUGGUGAAUGAUCACAUGCCCGUGCAGAGUGUGGUGUCACGGCUGCCUGAUGCAUUAAAGCCCAUGUAUGUUUGUGACCUGUGUUUGCCCUUUGCUACCCUGUGAGGAUGUGUUUUUCUUUUUAAAAGAUAAAUGUUUGAGUUUCCCUUUAUGAUUCUUAGUUAUAUGCAAAUUUGUACAAAAAACCUGGAAAAAAAAACAACAAACUGUGUUGAUAUUUAUGUAUUACAUAUAAUCUGGCUAUCCAGCAUUACAACAGAAUAGUAUCAUGUAAAUAAACCUGUACAGAGAGACAUUA
Synchiropus splendidus (mandarinfish) is the source of this 2473-nucleotide messenger RNA. It is a transcript of the gene zfand5a, whose product is annotated as zinc finger, AN1-type domain 5a. Gene Ontology annotation, molecular function: DNA binding; zinc ion binding. The record is from RefSeq and is a predicted model, not a curated record. The coding region runs from base 237 to 863 and encodes 208 amino acids. NCBI's taxonomy places the organism in Eukaryota, Metazoa, Chordata, Actinopteri, Syngnathiformes, Callionymidae. The transcript has 6 exons.